Molecule: messenger RNA, 2022 nt
Organism: Anoplopoma fimbria (sablefish)
Lineage: Eukaryota; Metazoa; Chordata; Actinopteri; Perciformes; Anoplopomatidae
Exons: 3
Coding region: 96-1799 (567 amino acids)
Molecular function (GO): GTP binding
Source: RefSeq, a predicted model, not a curated record
GCAAACAGAAGUACAGACGUACUGUGAUACAGUAAAGGUUAGGAAACACACAAAGUCAGGUUAAACUUUUCUGAUACUUUAUUUUCUACAACACAAUGGGUUUGACCUCAAUGCUAGACUGCAGCUCUCCAGUUGUCGGGGACUUGAGGAUCGUCCUGCUGGGGAAGACUGGAUCAGGAAAGAGUGCAACAGGGAACACCAUCCUGGGACGAAAAGCUUUCCGCUCAGAGAUUUCCCCUUCUUCUGUGACACAGACAUGUGGGAAAAAAAGGAGCCACGUUGAUAAAAGGACUGUGAGUGUGGUCGACACCCCUGGAGUCUUUGACACGGCGAUGAAAGAAGCCCAGCUGAAGAGUGAAAUAGAGAAAUGUAUCGAGCUGUCUGAACCAGGACCCCAUAUAUUCCUGCUAGUGAUCAGCCUGAGUGCUCGCUUAACUGAGGAGGAGAAGAAUGCCGUCAAGUGGAUCAAGUACAACUUUGGUGAGGAAGUCGCCAAUUACACUCUGGUGCUCUUCACUAGGGGUGACGAGCUCAAGGAGAAGACAAUUGAGGAAUAUUUAGAUCAAGAUCAUGACCUUAAGGAGUUAAUCAGUGGCUAUAAAGAAAGGUACACUGUGUUUGACAACACAUGCAUGAUAAAUCGCACUCAGGUGGCUGAUCUGUUUGAAAAGAUAGACAAGAUAGUGCACUUAAAUGAAAGCCAUUAUACCAGGAGCAUGUACGACGACGCCCAGAGAAAGAAGAGCUCAAAGGAAUGGUGGAGCAGAUGGGCAGGCUAUGCGAACACUGCAAGUAAUAAUUUGUUUGUGGCAGCAGCAGCAGCAACAGCUGCCCCUGUAGCUGGUGCUGCUAUAAUGGCAGAGGAAGCAGCAGUCUUUUCCAUGAGACCGGUUUUAUUCGUCACAGGUGGAGGGAUAACUAAAGCAAUCGGGCGGUGGAUGAAACCUAAAACAGACAACUGCAGCUCUCCAGUUGUCAGGGACUUGAGGAUCGUCCUGCUGGGGAAGACUGGAUCAGGAAAGAGUGCAACAGGGAACACCAUCCUGGGACGACAUGCUUUCCAUUCAGAGAUUUCCCCUUCUUCUAUGACACUGACAUGUGAAAAAGAAAGCGGCCACUUUGAUAAAAGGACUGUGAGUGUGGUCGACACCCCUGGAGUCUUUGACACGGCGAUGAAAGAAGCCCAGCUGAAGAGUGAAAUAGAGAAAUGUAUCGAGCUGUCUGAACCAGGACCCCAUAUAUUCCUGCUAGUGAUCAGCCUGGGUGCUCGCUUUACUGAGGAGGAGAAGAAUGCCGUCAAGUGGAUCAAGGACAACUUUGGUGAGGAAGUCGCCAAUUACACUCUGGUGCUCUUCACUAGGGGUGACGAGCUCAAGGAGAAGACAAUUGAGGAAUAUUUAGAUCGAGAUCCUGAACUCAAGGAGUUAAUCAGUGGCUAUAAAGAAAGGUACACUGUGUUUGACAACACAUGCAUGAGAAAUCGCACUCAGGUGGCUGAUCUGUUUGAAAUGAUAGACAAGAUAGUGCACUUAAAUGGAAGCCAUUAUACCAGGAGCAUGUACGACGACGCCCAGAGAAAGAAGAGCUCAAAGGAAUGGUGGAGCAGAUGGGCAGGCUAUGCGAACACUGCAAGUAAUAAUUUGUUUGUGGCAGCCGCAGUCACAGCAGCGAUUAACUUCCCUGUAGUUGGUGCCUCUGCAGCAGCAGCUGCAUCCAUGAGACCAAUUUUAAUGAUCACUGGUGCAGGUAUUUCUAAAGCCAUCGGGUGGUGGAUGAAACCUGAAACAAAAGAUAACUGAGUUGUUUUUGCAAAACUUAAUUGUAUUUCUUUGCUAUCGUACAUGCAUGCAUCAUAGUCACAGCUUGCCUGCUUUAAACGAUACAUGAACCUUUUAUGCCCAACCUUUUUAAAUGUUCAUGCUUUACACUCUGAUCCUGAAUGUCAUUUUGUGCAGAAAACACUAUUGUAAUUGUUAAUUAUUGUUUGCUUUGUAAGAAUAAAAUAAAACAAUAUGACAACAA